AUGUCGGUGAUGAACCUAUCCCCAUCGGCUGCAAGAGUUUUGACCGGCAGACUUCAUUCCCCAGUGGGUGUCGUCGUGGAGGAAACGUCGCCGUCCCCCGUGGAGCCGCGCCCCCGCUCCGCCUCCUUUAGUGCCAGCAAAGGAUUUCCAUCUGUUGUUCUUGCGGGUCCGUCGCCGCCGUCUUCGUCGUCGGCGGCGUCGCAGCACGGAAGUGGGCCGGAGUUCUUCGCUGACGAUACCAGUGUCAGCGAGGCGGAGCGCGCGUGGGCGUCGCGGCAGCAGAGGGGUGGCGGAGAGCAGGCACGGCUGGGCCAGGGCGGCAUCCUGCAACCCAUGGAGGCGCGGACCCCAAAGGAAGGGACCGUAACGGAAAGGACGUCCCCGACGUGUAUGAGUAACUGCCCGCGCAGUCCAAGCAGCGCCGCCGGAAGGUACGAGGAGGCGAUGGAGGCACAGACAGGGCCUGGGAACUUCUCUCCAACGUGCUUCUACAGCAAUGGCUCCAUAGCUCCUAAUGACGUGGGUGCCGGGAGGAGCCACAGCAUGGUAGUGUGGAAUGAGGUGGAUGGGGCCCAUCUCGUCGGUAUCAGUGACGAUCUUCCGGUGGUGGAAGAUGACUCAUGGGCGAAAAAAGAAAAGAAUACACCUGUUGUAGCUGUGACUCCAUCGAAAUCGCCCAGUUUGCAAUUGUUUGCAAAUCGCACCAACGAGUCGUGCAUACAAUACGGAAAGCCAAAGGCUCUGCUUGCACCGGUUGGCAUCAACACGAGCCACAGCAGCGAGUCGCAACAGUGUGCUAUACAUUACCGAAAGGACAUUUUCUCAUCCACCAUAGCAGGGGGAGGAGAUGAGUUGCCGCGCGUCCAGAAGUCCCCUCUCUCCUUUAUUGUGACAACGGGGGGUUCGGCUAGCGGGCGUAAGACGCGAGGUAUGCGCAAUGGAAGUGAGUUUGAUACAACGGAAAGACGUGGUAUCUUGCAUGACAAUGCGCAGCGCCGUGGCGAGGCCGGGGAAGAGCCGGUACUGCUUAGUGCGGUUCUUGAUCGUGGCUGGGGAUCCAUGUGCGAAGAGGAUGUCGCGUUUUGGAAGCGUCGCUGCAUUCUGGCAGAGCAAAAACUUGCUGUUGCUGUUCAACGCAUUAGUGAGCACUUCUCUUCUACGGCUGCAACGGCAGGGUCGCAGUCGUGCACAUCCUCGCCCCCGGAGGAAAAAGAAUCUUCAAACUGCACCACACUAGUCUCCGAGGUGGGGCUGGGGAAUAAACAUCUCCGGAAGGCGCCGCCACAGAACCAGGUGGAAUCUGUGAGGCUUUGGGAGGGAAAUGGAGAAAUGAAGGCGACAAGCAACACAGUGACCACACGAGGCGCAACCAGCGGUGCUGUUGUGCCGAAAAACAGACCCAAAAAGGUGGUCGAGUCAAAAAUAGACAAUGAGAGGACGGAGCUAGAAAAUUUGGUGACACGCCUGCGCCUCGAACGCGACACACUCAAGGAUGAGUUGAAUAAACAAACUGUCCGCAACGAGGACUUGGAAACUCGUCUUCUUGCGAAGGAGGAGCAACAGGAGGCCCAGCGAGAGGAGUGGCUCACGCAAAAGGAGAAACUCAGGGAGAAGCAGGAACAGCUGGCGGUCGCGCUGCGCCAGGCCCACCUUAACGUCUCCAGCACGGCAGAGCAGAUUGGGCAGAGGGAGGAGGAGUUACAGACUGCCCGGACACUACGGUGUGCUGCUGAAGCCGAGCUGGCGGCGGUCAAUAAGGAGUUGCGGGAGAUGAAGAAAACAAAUGAACGACAAUUAGAGGAUGGUCGGAAACUGCAGAUGCAGCUGAAGCAACUUGAGGCUGAUAAUCAGUCAUACGGUAGCAAGAACGUCACAGAGACCAGUAAGAAUGACAGCAGGGAUUAUGUCAUUUUGAGGGGUGCCUUGCUUGAGCGCACGGAACAGCAGCUGCAACGUGUGUUGGCUGCGUUGCAGCGCGGCGAGGCACGCAGAACAUGGGUUGCAUCACAGCUUUCAGAGGUGAUGAAGUGUGUGAAUGCGACAUGGACGGAAAAAGAAGACUUUUUGUCUGUCGAGACAAAGGUGCAGCAGCUUGUGCACUCACUGGAGGCGCUUGUUGGAUCAAGGAUGAAAGUAACAAACGACGGGUGGGAAACUCCGACAAUUGAAGACGUGACGUGUGAUAAACCAUUGAUGACCACAGGCGCCGACUGCAGUGCCGCAGACCUCCUCAGUCUUGCGCAAGAAGGUGUCUCUCGCCUGGAAUUGUGGUCAGAUGCAUUCCAGCAGCGUUAUUUUGAGCUAAAGGAGGAGCUCAAAGUUGUUCGAGCGGAUCGCAACGAGCUUGUAGGGCAACAAAGCCAACGGGUACGGAAUUUGCAACAACAGCUAUUGACUGCGGAACAGGAGGUGACACGUCUUAUGCUAUCCAUUGGAGAACGCGACGAGACGAUCCGGCGAAUGAAGGAGGAAAGUCGUGUGGUGAUGCCUAGCCAAGAGCCCACAUCAACGGUGGCGCCGCCGUCACGGGGUGCAGAGUUGCAGGCCGCAAGGGAGAAGAUUGCCGCCAUGCAGGCCGCUCACCGCGUCGACCUGGAGCGAGUCGUGGAGCACAUGGGACAGCAGGCAGAGGAGUUUGGUCGCACACUACAGGCCGCGCGUGAGGAGGCGAUGGAGAUGAUGAUGAGUUCGCAAAGGGAAGAACUUGAGCUAGCGGAGAGGCGUAAUUCCGCGAUGCAGGAGCAACUGCAACGCCUCCGCGAGGAGCGUGAGAUGAAUCGGCGCGUCCAGGACGAGUGUCUGGGCGCACUGCGUUCGCAGCUCAACAAGACGCGAGGUGAACUCGCUGCGAAGGAAGGCGCUCUGCGAAUCGCUCUGCAAGUCCAACUGGGACAGAGCGAAAGGUGGCGCCAACAGCUAUCUAAUGAGCGGGAGGUACACACACCAGAGGCGUUGGUGGUAUCGCCCACAACACCUGGUCCGAUCGUGACAUCAAUUCCGUCAUUGACCAAUGACAAACGCAACGAAGGCACUCCACUGGAGCCUGCUGAGGAGCUGCUUGUUCCUGAAACCCGGCGGCCUGGUGCCAUUUUGGCUUGCGAAGAAGCAGAACCGUCCCGACCUACCGUGAGGGGUCCCUCUGCGCGACGGACAGUGACGUUUUCACCAGAUGUUAUAUUUGUAGAGGAUCAUCAAACCUACUCUACCUCCUCCUCGUCGGGUGGCCUGGCCUCACGAUCCCCGUCCUCCAGCGGUUCCUCCGCUUCGUCACCGGGGGCGGACUCCGGUGAGCGCCACGACAGUGGCCACGUCAUCCAUCGAGGCGUGAUGCGCAGGCACCAGGAGGUGUGGAUGCAACAAGCAGAGCUGAUGGGAAUACCACCUGGGGAAGAAUAG
Molecule: messenger RNA, 3396 nt
Organism: Trypanosoma grayi
Lineage: Eukaryota; Euglenozoa; Kinetoplastea; Trypanosomatida; Trypanosomatidae
Exons: 1
Coding region: 1-3396 (1131 amino acids)
Source: RefSeq, a predicted model, not a curated record